Molecule: messenger RNA, 579 nt
Organism: Penicillium brevicompactum
Lineage: Eukaryota; Fungi; Ascomycota; Eurotiomycetes; Eurotiales; Aspergillaceae
Exons: 2
Coding region: 1-579 (192 amino acids)
Source: RefSeq, a predicted model, not a curated record
AUGGCGCCCGGCAUUAGCGACGCGAUCAAAAAAGAUCAUCAGGAUAUCAAAUCGUAUUUUGACAAGAUUGUCAAUUCCUCGGAUAGGGAUGAGCAGACACGCUUCCAUAAUUUGUUCACUUGGGAGUUAGCUCGACACUCCAUUGGAGAGGAGCUCAUUGUUUAUCCUGUUUUUGAAAAGAUGCUCUCUGAUGGUGUUGCUAUGGCCAAUAAGGACCGCAAAGAACAUUUGAAAGUCAAAGAGCAAUUGAAGGCAUUCCAGAAUUUGAGGCCUUCGGAGACACAGUUCAUUCCUACUAUUAAGGAGCUUAUGGAAAACUUGUCCGAGCAUAUUGAAGAGGAAGAGACUGACGAUUUGCCUAAGCUGGAAGCAGCCUUAUCUCAAGAGGAUAGCCAGGGUUACGCUAAAACUUUUGGCCGAACAAAGAUGUUUGUGCCUUCGCGUUCUCAUCCUAGUGCACCAGACAAACCUCCAUUUGAGACAGUGGUGGGGCUUAUGACGGCGCCGAUCGAUCAUCUCGCGGGCCUGUUCCGCAAAUGGCCUGAUACCUCUGGAAUGCCGAAUCCAUCUACCAAAUGA